CGGGGGUCUUUCUCCGGGUUUGCUGGAGCAAGGAGCCUUCCGCGGCGAGCGCUGGGGCGCGGCGCCAUGAAGAAGGUGGCUGUCAAGCCGUCGCUACCCAAGCUGUUCGGUGGGUCGCGCUCCCGCGCGGGGAGCCGGUUGCUACGGACGCAGCGGCCGCCGCUGGCGGGCGAGCGCGCGGGGCCGCGGCGGGGGGCUCCACACAGCUCGGCCGCCUCGGCUCCCGGCGGCGCAAGGCCGCGUUCCCAGCCCGGCUGGCACCAUGAAGUCUCUAAAGAAGGAGUCCCGCCUCAGAAUACCUCCAAGCAGAUUCUUGGAGGCCGCAGAGAACUUGAAAGAAAAGAAGCGGGCAAAGGUACUUGAACAGCCCACGCCCCCCGUACAGGAAGAACCUGAACCUGUUAGCAAUGUCCUCCAAGGAGAUGACAUCCUUGCCUUAGCCAUUAAGAGGGAAGACUUGAAGAAGCAACACAUUCCUCGCCUUCCUGAGCCAGAAGAGAAACCUACCAUUACCCACAAAGUUAUCAUUCGUAAGCUCAAACCCAAGGAACCUGGGAGGAAGGUCUGCCACUUGGUAGCACAUCCUGCGACUCCAGAUGCAGCCACGAAGCCCCUGGACUACUCUGCUUGUCUUUCCCCUUCCCUCGUUUCCCCCACCCCAGGUCCGGGUGACAGCUUGUAUGGGAGUGAUAAGAUCCUGCCCCACCACAUCCUGGGAAGCCUCCAGGACUUUAAGAGAAUGGCACUUGCUCGAGGGAACACCCAGCUGGCUGAGCUGAUACAAACCCCACCCUGCCUGAUGACCCUCAUCUCAGCAAAAGAAGAACCAAAGCAAAAAACUCCCAAAGAAGAGAAGACACAUCUCUGGGCGCCCCCUCCUCAGCACAACUUUCUGAAAAACUGGCAGCGCAACAUAGCCCUGUGGAAGAAGCAGCAGGAAGCCCUCAGCGAACACCUGAAGAAGCCAGCCAGUCAGCUGCUGAUGCACUUGGGGGAGACCUACAGACAGAUCAAGGAGGAGCAGGAACUCAUUGACCGCGCACUUCCUGCACAGUACGACGGGAAGGCCUGUGGGGAGAGUGGUGGGUUCUGGGGUCGACUGGAAUAUUUGGGAGAUGAAAUGACAGGCCUGGUCAUGACGAAGACAAAAACUCAGCGUGGCUUCGUGGAGCCUAUCACACACAUCAGGAAGCCCCACUGCGUGCGGGUGGAGACGGGAUUACCAGCCCAGGGGGAUGCUUGGUACCGAUACACCUGGGAUCGGAGUCUCUUUCUGAUCUCCCGUCGCAAGGAGCUGCAGAGCAUCAUGGCAGAGCUGGAUUUUAGCCAGCAGGACAUCGAUGGCCUGGAGGUGGUGGGCAGAGGGCAGCCUUUCUCGGCUGUUACAGUGGAAGACUAUACAGCUUUUGAGAGUGCCCAGGAGAGCUCCUCUGAAGACACAGUGAGCUUAGAAUUAUUGGCCGGUUGCCCCGAUGUGGACCCUAUGCCUAUUCUUGGCCCUUCUCUGCUGUUCUGUGGGAAGCCAGCUUGCUGGAUCAGAGGCAGUAACCCAGAGGACAAGAGGCAGAUUGGAAUUGCUGCCCGCUUGACCUUUGAAACCCUAGAUGGGGAGAAAACGUCUUCAGAACUGACUGUGGUCAAUAAUGGCACAGUGGCCAUUUGGUACGACUGGCGGCGGCGCUUCCAGCCGGACUCUUUCCACGAUCUGAAGAGAAAGAGGAUGCAGCGAUUUUACUUUAACAACCGGGAAGGUGUGAUUCUACCUGGAGAAACUAAAAACUUUACCUUCUUCUUCAAGUCUUUGAAUCCUGGGAUCUUCAGGGAAUCUUGGGAGUUUGGCACUCACCCUACGCUGUUAGGAGGUGCUGUCCUGCAGGUCAAUCUCCAUGCAGUCUCCCUGACUCAGGACAUCUUUAAGGAUGAGAGGAAGUUACUGGAGAAUAAGCUGGCUGCCCACGAGGCGGUUACCAUUGUGGAGAGCGUGCUACAUGAGCUGCUGAGUGGGAUCCUGACCCCAGAGCGCACGCCAUCACCUGUGGAUGCCUAUCUCACCGAGGAGGACUUGUUCCACCACAGGAAUCCUCGGCUGCAUUACCAGCACCAAGUGGUGCAAAACCUGCACAGUCUGUGGCGUCAGUACAUGGUGCAGCCCCCCAAGGCCGAGGUGGCCAGGCUGGGCGAGGAAGAGACCUUCAGUUCCAGGACCCGGGUGACCACGGAGAAGUCCUCAUUGAGCAUCGAGAUCUCAAGGCAAUUCAGGAGCCCAAUCUUGGAAACCCAGCAGCCCCGGCCCGAGAAUGAGGCCCUCAGGUACUCCCAAGAGUCCUUCAGGACCCAGAAGAACGGGGUGAUGACCAAGACUUCUCCCUGGAAGAGCAUCAUGGAGGAGAUCCUGGUGGAAGGCAGCCCAGACGUGGAGAGCACCAAGAGCCCCUGGGAACUGGACGGCCUUCCCCAGCCCGAGUGGAACCUCUGCUUGGAAGACUUCAGAAAGGCAGUGAUGGCGCUCCCUGAAGAGAACCAGAGGGAAGACGCCCUCAUCAGGCUCAACAAAGGAGCCCUGGAGCUGUGCCAGGAGCAGAGGCCAGUGCAGUCCGACUUUCUGUACCAGACAUGUUUGCAGCUGUGGCGGGAUGCGAUUGACAGUCUGGUGAGCCAUUCCCUGUGGCUGCGGGCUCUGCUGGGCCUGCCUGAGAAGGAGACCAUUUAUUUGGACUUGCCGGAUGAGCAAGAUGGAAAAUCACCUCCCGUCACAGAAGCCAAAGCCAGUACUGGAAGAGUUGGGAAGGAGGACCGAAGAGGGGCAUCCCAGGAAAAGAAGCAAAUAGGAAUCAAAGACAAAGAGGAUAAAAAAGGAGCCAAGUUGCCAGGGAAAGAGCAGGACCGCUUAAACAGCAAGAAGCACAAGGCAAAGGACGAGAAGAAGCUAAUGAAAUCUUUCAGCCGGGACAGGCUUUCCUUGGAUGAUCCUGCCCCUGACAGUAACAUCCCUUCGCAGGAUCCAAUAGAUCCCCUGGUCAUGGAGAAGUACUUGCAGAGGCUGCACAUCGAGGUCUAUGGGCUGCUGGAUGACCUGGUGACAGACCUCAUGGUCCUGGCAGAUGAGCUCAGCCCCAUAAAGAACGCCGAGGAGCCUUCCAUCUUUGCAGCUGACUCACGGGCCUGAGCCGCCUUAUGGGAAACCAGUUACUAAACAAAGCAAUAAAGCACCUUUACAUUUCUA
Molecule: messenger RNA, 3223 nt
Organism: Choloepus didactylus (southern two-toed sloth)
Lineage: Eukaryota; Metazoa; Chordata; Mammalia; Pilosa; Megalonychidae
Gene: MYCBPAP
Product: MYCBP associated protein
Exons: 19
Coding region: 263-3166 (967 amino acids)
Source: RefSeq, a predicted model, not a curated record